This is a messenger RNA of Mercenaria mercenaria, 5015 nucleotides long. RefSeq names its product pantetheinase-like. The transcript is spliced from 3 exons. Bases 3236 to 4789 code for a protein of 517 amino acids. Lineage: Eukaryota; Metazoa; Mollusca; Bivalvia; Venerida; Veneridae. The record is from RefSeq and is a predicted model, not a curated record.
AUCUGUGCCGGGAACCAGGUAAAAUUUAAAUAUGGAACAUGAAUGAAAAUAGAUUAAAUACCUCGUGAUGAUAUAUAAAUAUUAAUACGCCUUGUGUAAUAACAUUUGCAUAGCACAAUUUGUAGUGUUUGUUAAUCUUUUCAGUUUAGUCUUAAUUGUUAAUAUUUUUUCAACCGCAAGACUACAAGCCGCCCUGACAAUGAAUGUUUCAAUAUGAUUAUAUUUUAGAAGCCAGGCCCCGGUUAAGUUUUUUUUUUUUUGUGAAACCGGGGCCUGUGCUUCAUUUUUUAAUGCUUCUCUCAAAGUCCUAGUUCUUUUUCAUUCAUUCAUUCAUUUAUUUCAUAUUUCAACAUUUUAUAACAUGAUACAUAAUAUACAUAUAUAAAACAAAAUAAAGCAGGUUUGGCAACAGAAGAAAAAAGAUGGAAGUUAAACUGCAUUAAAUGAUAAAUGGUAUUAAGCUGUAAGUUCUGUAAAUAAGAUUUUAUAAAGGGUUGCUUUAAUAAGAGAUUUACAAUAAAAAAUAUAUCAUUCAAAUAAAUAGCUUUGAUUAAAAAUAUGUGUAUAUAAUUAGAAAUAUUAAACAUGUCACAACAUCAAAAUAUAAGGAUGCCACAAAAAAGGAAACUAACCCUUAUUUCCAUUGUGGUCCUUUAUCAAAAUGUAGCUGACACAAGAAACAACAACAGAUACUGUUUUAUUAAAUGGAAGGGAAAAAUGAAAUGGCACUAUUAAGCUUGAGAUCAUUAUUAUCACAGACAGAAAAUGGACUGUCACAGAGUUAUCAUUAUUCUCUACAGACUAUUCUACUACGGAGCGACCAGUCAUGUGCCGGAAGAGAUGGAAAUAAUGCGAUUGUCUGGAUCCCCAGCAUGGUCUUGGAGCGGCCGCACCGGGGUGCAGCGGCUAAGAACCCACACUAUUCGACAGCACCAAUACACGACCCUACGGAUGCAACUGCUGCAAAUCCGAGUUUCAGCACUUAACCUGAACAUUAAUAUAAAUUACAAGGCCAUUUACAGAAAACUCAGUCAGGACACCUUGGUUAUAUUUUAGUACCUGACGACAUUGGUAUGAAUGGAAUGCGGGGGAUACCAUUAACUUUGCCUUAAUCUACAUAAUACAUAUUUGUUAAGCAAAUAAUUGUGGGAAUUACUGAAUGUUAAACCAUAACGGCUAAUCACACCGGUAGGAAUUAUGAAUGAAUACACCGGUAUGCACAUAGCCGCUAAGAAUAUAGUCGAUUUGCCCUGAGAUAACGAAUCCUAAUAGGCUUUAAAUGGGAUGGAACAUUCUAAGUCAUUCUCUGAAAUCAUUAACAAAGUAAGCUCAAUGGAGACGACACAUUCUUUUUUUUGUAAUAUGUAUCAAUUAUCUCAUUUUUAAGUCGACCAAACAAUUCCAAAGAACAUUCUUCUCUAUUAAUUCAUAUGUACUAGCAGUUGUCUCACUAUACUUAUGACAUGGUCAACAACUGUAUAAAUUGUUUCUUUAUCCCGUCAAACAGAAAGAAAUUCAUACAGGAUAGACCGUUAAUGGAAAUAAAUUGGAUUGCUAUAUGAAUACACAUUGCAAUAUAAAAUAAUCAGAUCAUUUCGGAGCAUAGAAUGCUACCAGUCAAAAUUAUCUUGGUUUGAGUAAAUCUGUUCAUUAGAAGGAAAUGUACAACAGCACUUGAACCGUCUCUAGCUCCUGCUUAAGUCGUAAAAUGGGCUCCAUGAUCCCAAAAACAUGAGGCUAAUAAGUACGGGGGCAGACGCUACGCACAAUUUUGGACCGAUGAGUGUAACUUCAAAAAAAAUAACGAGAAUUGAAAUCUGAAGACACUCGAAAGCUAUUCAUUUAGCUAUACUUUCGUUUAAGUUUUGUUUAUUAAUUUAACACACAUUGUACACAAUUCCUAAACAAUAAGCAGUGUAAACUAAUAUUAUUUUUUUUAAAUGUCGACCCGGAUGAACCUGUUAAAUGAAUCUUAAGCUUAGAAAAAGAACCACAACCAUCGAUGUGGGCUUUGAUCCCAGGAUACGACUAAUUAUAAAUGGCACCUCAAAGUCAUGGACUAUCGAAAGACUAGCUCUUUUCAUAGCACUUAUUCAUUUGACCGAUAUCCCGUUACUUCUCGCACCUACCAACCCCAAAUUCAUCAUUUUAAUGCAUAAUAAUGAAACACCAAUGAUUGUUUUAAAAAAUACCCAACAUUAUCCGCGACAAGCUGAUGAGUUUGCUUCCUCAGCGGUAAUUAAUAGAGCUAGACAGAAACUUGUUACGGCCAAAAUAUAAAUAUUGUUGAUUAUCAUGAAGACAAUAUUUGAAUGUAAUCUUUAUAAAACGAGAAAUUACAUUUUCCUUAACCCUUAGCCUGCUGGCGGCAAGUGAUUCGGCCUUUGCUACCAGUGCAGACCAAAAUCAGUCUGCAAACAUCCGUGCAGUCUGAUCAUGGUCUGCACUGUUCGCCAUUCAGUCAGUAUCUUUUUGGUAAGCACCCCUUUUAACAGUUAAUGGUACUGCCCAAACUGAAAGAUGGACAAGUUCAUUAUAGACAUUUAGCAGGAUAAGGGUUAAAAAGGAACUACUUUUAUCAUACCACCACCCCGGAUAAACAUUAACUCAUAAAUCAUUCCAAGAACAAGAACGUUUUCACAAUAAAUGACGAGGACGAGCAUCUCUGUUUAAUAGUUUGUGCAAAUGAAACAAGUUAACAAAUUACACGUCUGUAAACCGGAAGAUUUUUUUUACUUCUGUCAACCGUGCUUUCAAAAUAAGUGGAAUUAAAAACUAUUUUUCUAGGACUUUCAACUACAGCGGAUCUGUACACGCAUAAUUAUAUCGAAUAAACAAUAACAGUGCAUGAAUAAUAUGCAACGAUUCUUGUACUACACCCAACCGAUAAAACAAAAAAGCCGCAAAUAACAUCGCACGUGUUAUUUCAUCAUGUGACACUUUAAGAAGGCUCCUCAUUGUCUUCAGAUCAUAUAAAAUUCUCGACCGCAGAGAAAGCAACCAAGAUUCGAGUAAGGGUAUCUCCUCAGUUUCUACGAGAUUUGAAAAAAAAAAGUUUUAUGUAUUUUUGAUAAAACAUGUCGAUUACAGAACCACAAAUAUUGUACUGUUAAUUUUAUUUUAUAAAUACUAUCAACUCCCUUGAUAACACUAUUUAAUAAGAAAACAUUAUCACAACAGUUAUCUUUGAUACUGUAAAUGUAGAUACUUUCAACAUUGGACCGUAUGAAUUAAGAUGGAUAUCUCCCAGUCCCUAGUGUGUAUUCUGCUGGCAUGUGUUCUGAAAUCACCAGCCAGUGCCAUAGACCAAUUUCGUGCAGCCGUAUACGAGCAUGAUGUUUUAUAUCCUAGCGACAGGUCAAAAGUCACGACACGACAACAAGCGCUCAGUCUCAUGGAGAAAAAUCUACAAAUAUACAAGGAACAAACCACGAAAGCCGCAAACAUGAAUGCUAAGAUCAUUGUAUUUCCCGAGUAUGGAUUGUAUGGCCUGCAUUGGACACGCGAGAGCAUCAAACCCUACCUUGAAUAUAUUCCAAACAUAAGUAAUUUAAAAUGGAACCCAUGUGAUACUCCACUGAACAUUUCUGAUACUGAAGUUCAGCGAAAUCUCAGCUGCAUGGCAAAGAAUGUAUCAAUUUACAUUGUCGCUAAUAUUGGAGCUCGACAACCUUGUAAAAUUUCUGAACCCAACUGCCCGCCUGACAUGCAUUACCAGUUCAGCGCAAAUGUUGUUUAUGGACCAAAUGGCGACUUCAUUGCAAGAUACUUCAAAUAUAACCUCUACUCGAUGGAAAAGCAUUUCGACAAGCCGAGCAAACCUGAUAUAACAACAUUUGACACACCAUUCGGUCGAUUUGGAACCUUUACCUCGGCAGACAUAUUAUUCCAUGACCCUGCAGUUCAACUUAUAAAAUUGAUGAACAUCACAAAUAUAGCUUAUCCAACUGCUUGGCAAGACGAACUACCUCUAAUGGCAGCAAUAGAAUUUCAUUCCGCAUUUGCUGAAGGAAUGCAAAUCAACUUGCUCGCAGCUAACUUGCACAUUCCCCAACAUAACUAUCAUGGUAGUGGUUUAUAUUGGCCGACAGGUACUUCAGUGAAUGCUUCAUACUACUAUAAUGCCGAAAAUAACAGUAAAGGUUUCUUAGUCGUGGAAGACAUGACACCUUUUGUCAUUCCUCCACUAAAUGUACGAUCAUAUGUUAAAGAAAGUUCUAAUUUUCAAAAGGGUGAUAUUCUUCUGAUGAAUGAAAAUGGAAGACUGUUAGUAGGAAACAAUAAACGUCCUACCGGUGAUAUCGUUGAUACUGUCACAGAGUUCGAAACUGUUCAAAUAACAAUUAACAAUGACAACUACACAGCUAUGUUGCUUAGAGGGUCAUAUGGUGAACCUACAGUUUGUCAAGGCAAACUAUGUUGUUCUGCAGGAUAUGAAGGUAUGUUUAACAAAGAUGAACUUUACGCUAUUGGAGCGUUUGACGGCAUACAUACUGUUGAUGGUUCUUAUUACCUUCAAGCUUGUGUUUUUAUCAAAUGUGCUACUAAAUCAAAGGAUAGUUGUGGAAAGCCUUCAACUUCUUCGUCCAGCUAUAUAUCCAAGAUGUCAUUUUCUGGUAAUUUUACCACGGAUUAUGUGUAUCCAGAAGUACUUACCGACCAGGGUGAUGUACCAGGGCUGGUUACAACAGUUUGGAUGUAUCAAGGAUCGAUAAUUAUAGACACUGGGAUAUAUGGUGGACCUCUCUCGGUAUCUAUGAUAGCGAGGCACUAUUCACGCGAUCCCUAAGGUUACAGUACGAUUUUAGUGUUAUAAGUUUGAGAUAUAUCUCUUAGAAUGUUCAAAUAUUCAAAUGUCAAAUAUUCGCUCUUUCACUUUUUUAUUUACACUAGAUAUGAAAUAUGUUGGUAUUUGUCUGUAUGUCCUCGUCUUAUCUUCCUUCUCUAAAUCUGGCAUUUAGCAGAUUAUAGACGGACAAAUUUUACAUAAAAGUUUCGAUACUAUUAGCUUUAUA